UAUGUGUAUGUUCUGUUUGCACCACUCACCACUCACCGCAUGCCAACAACAGCCCGACUCCGCCCGCCUCACUUUUUCCCUCCUGCACCACUGCAAGAGAAGCCGUCAAGACUGCGUCAACUGCGUCGACUGCAUCACUCGACAGGGCAUCUCGUCAUCGUUCUAGCCCUUCGAUUGCCUUCGAUUCUACUGCCAGCAUGUCCCUCGAUCAAGAUGGCCGAGAUGAGCGCUCGUCUCGACGUGAUGAUUCAGAUUCAGCUGGGAGGAGUCUUUUUGACUGACUGACAACCGAAACUCCUAAAAAACGGGUCUGGCUAGCAUCAAUCACUCCACCCGACCUGCAGAUUGAUUUGCCGCCCUGUCGACGUUGGGCAGGAAAAAAAAAAAACAAAAAACAAAAAAAAAAACCAAAAAAACAAGAAGAGCCCAUUCCAACCAUUCGGAUGGAAACAAGAUGCAGUGUAGUGGUUCCCAAGCUCCCGUUUUUGUGGAACAGAAC
Penicilliopsis zonata CBS 506.65 is the source of this 499-nucleotide messenger RNA. RefSeq lists its product as hypothetical. The transcript has a single exon. The record is from RefSeq and is a predicted model, not a curated record. Lineage: Eukaryota; Fungi; Ascomycota; Eurotiomycetes; Eurotiales; Aspergillaceae. The annotation marks the transcript as partial.